Molecule: messenger RNA, 881 nt
Organism: Syzygium oleosum
Lineage: Eukaryota; Viridiplantae; Streptophyta; Magnoliopsida; Myrtales; Myrtaceae
Product: ferredoxin-3, chloroplastic-like
Exons: 3
Coding region: 13-687 (224 amino acids)
Biological process (GO): electron transport chain
Cellular component (GO): plastid
Molecular function (GO): electron transfer activity; 2 iron, 2 sulfur cluster binding
Source: RefSeq, a predicted model, not a curated record
AUUAACAGUCCAAUGAUGUACUUUUCAUCUAACCAGGCCCUAGGAAGGCAUGAAUGGCCCGAGCGUCAGCGAGCGAGUGACGAGUGCAUUUAUAUAUGUACACACAAGAAAAAGACAGAUAUAAAAGAGACAGUCCAACGCACGGGGCAGGUUCUCGCACUGUUUUCCUCGGACUUUCCGCUCUCAAAUCACCCCUCCCGGUCCGAUCAGAUCACCUUCUCAAGCCGACCAGAUAUGUCGACUGUGACGCUUCCCACAUAUUGCGCGCUCAAAUGCACGCUCCCAGACAGACCCUCCGCCUUCAUUAAGAGCCCAAGUUCCUUGGCUUCCACAAGGAGCGUCACGAAAGCCUUUGGCUUGAAGUCUUCCGCCUCCUUCAGAGUAUCUGCAAUGGCAGUGCACAAAGUGAAGCUGAUCGGACCAAAUGGGGAAGAGAACGAGUUUGACGCGCCAGAUGACCAGUACAUCCUCGACUCCGCUGAGGAUGCUGGGAUCGAGCUUCCUUAUUCGUGCAGAGCUGGGGCGUGCUCGACCUGUGCAGGCCAGAUGGUCUCGGGAGAGGUGGACCAAUCGGACGGCUCCUUUCUCGAUGAGAAGCAGAUGGAGAAUGGCUAUGUGCUGACCUGCAUCUCAUACCCAAGAGCCGAUUGCAUGAUUCAUACCCACAAGGAGGGUGAUCUUUAUUGAUCAAGUUAAAGAACUGCAAUGCUUGUUAUUUUUGUCUAUUGGAAAGAGAAUUUGUGCCUGAAUUGGGUUCUGGUCACAACCUGAGCUUCAUGGAUUUCGGUGCUUUCUUGGUGUUUUUGCAGUGACAAUUCUUGUUCUAAAUUAGUCUUUUGGCCUGUGUUAGUCUUGAAGUCGGAUAUUAGUUGUUAUGUUUU